AUGGACGGACACAAGCCGGAUAACGGCGCUGCCUCGUCGCCCGGAACCUCUCUGACGGGCAAACAAGAACACUACCUCAAGCGAGAACUCAUGUCGCAACAAGUGAAAAGGGAGAUUAGCGAGCUCAACUCUCCCACGGCUCUGCAGCGCUUCGGUGCGCCCUUCCGGUCCGAGCACGGCGAAGUCUCCCCGCAAGAGUCGGAACUCCCCAUCCUCAGAUACAUCUUUGUCCACCAUGUCCGAGACUUUCCCUUCCUCGACAAGGCCAGGGAGAAGGAGUUUUGGCAGGACAAGCUCCAAGUCUUCCUCGAGUCCUUUGCCGGCAAACAAAUCUCUUCCUCCGAAGACCGCCUCGAGGAGACCAAGCGCCGCAAGCUGGCCAUCAAGGCCCAGAAGCUGGUGGAGCUGAUGAUGGUCUCGGGCAUCGGCACUUCGUCUGGCUUCGAGGAACGUAUACGUUUCUCCGAGAUCGAAAUCGUCGACAGCCAUGCCAUUGACACUGGUGUCAUGCACACGAUCCCCGAAGGAAACUACAUCAACGGCUGGGACAUCAACGUCGCCGGGUUUCUGCUCCGCAUUAAGAGGAAGGGGGAGCUGGAGCACUUUGUGGGCCGCAGGUACGGCGACUUCGCCAAGCUGCAGAAGAACCUGCGGACCGAGUUGCCCGGUAGAGUUUUGCCGCAACUGCCCAAGAAGAACAAGUCCAGCUCGACGGCGUCUGGGUUGCUGUCGGCCCUGAGCAACGGCGACGACUCUGAUGGGACUUCCAUCUCCUCUGUCUCGACCCGCCUGACUGCUCUCCCACAAGACACCGACGCCGCGUCACCGGGGCUACUGUCGCCUCGCCAAAAGCCGCACAAGAGACCGGGCUCUAUUGCUUCGGCCAGAUCGAUCCGCUCGAGAUCGCCCCGUACACCAAACGAGGACCGCAGCCCGGGGCGCUCGCGGACUCGAGAUGGAGAUGACACGGUUGUUUUGUGGCGCGAAAGCCAGCGAGUCUCUUUGCGUGCCUGGCUUCGAUCUCUGUUGCACAACCCGCAGGUGGCCAGCACCAAGGCGAUCCAAGACUUUCUGAGCGGCGACCCCAUCACGCCGACGGACGACGACGUGGAUGAUAUUGCGCGGCGAAAGGCGCUGGACGAGAAGCGCAUCGCGGAGCAAAAGAAAUUUUACGAAAUUGCCAGGCGACGCGCUGCCGACCUGGACGAGUACAUGGAACAAUUCAGACGCGACAUUGUAGAGCGCAACGGCCUGACCAUGCUGUUCAAAGAAAUCAAGGAGAAGGAGACUAUAGAAGACCUGAGCAUCCAAUACCGAAAGUUUGCCGAGUGGCUCCGGAUCGAAGUCGCCGCCGUCAUCUACCACCUGUUCCUUGCCGAGGAUAAUUCCCCGGAGAUGUUUGCGCAGGCGAAGCGUAUCCACUCGCUCAUCCCUUAUUCGGUCAUCAAGAACGUCAUCCGUAUCGCGAACCCGGCCGCCGUCAUGUCGAGCAUCCUGGACGUUUUCCUGGCACAGCCGUUUGGAACGCGGUCGCUGAUGCAGCGCAUAUUCUCGCUGACGCUAAACGACGGCAUCAAGAGCUUCCAGAGGUCAAUCGACGCCCUGACGAUCAAGAUUGGCGACCCCGUGUUUGCGGAGAAGCUACAAAAAUACACCAACGCGGAGGAGCACGUAAAGGUGGCCAUUCGCGACGAGGCCGAGAGCGAGAACAUUGAUAUUAUCGUGGCGAUUCUGCGGUCGGAUCAGCUGGAACCGGAACUGACGGGAGAGCAGAUCCAGCGGCUGUUCAAUGCCUAUGUGGCGUUCAACAAUGCGCUGCUGAAGCUGUGCACCCGACAACGCGACAAGGCGAUGAUGCUGCAUCUGAUUGAAGAGCCCGUUACGCUGCAGUUGUUCCGCGACUUGUUCACCAUUUUCUACGAGCCGCUGGUCAGGGUUUACAAGUCGGCAAACGUCUACAACAGCGUCACCGACUUUGCCGUAUUCAUCGAUGACAUGAUUCAGGUUGUCGACAAAUGCCGGGAACAAGAUGCCUCGGCCGACCCCAACCAGACGGUACAGGCGUUCAUCGACUUGUGCCAGAGACACGAGCACAACUUUUACAAAUUCGUGCACGAGGUGCACACUCACGACAAUGGGCUCUUCACCCAGCUCAUGGGGUGGAUUGAAGGCAUCCUCGAGUUCCUGCGCAAGGGACCCAAAAACGGAACGCUCAACGUUAAUGCCCUCUUCGAGGGAGGCGUGAGCGGCAGCACGCUGGACAAGGAGGAGGCCACCAAGGAGGUUGACGCUCUCAUCGCGUGGCAAGAGGCACGGAAAAAGUGGCACAACGACAAGACACGGCAGAAGAUGGCGGCAGAGGGACAACCGGGAAGCAGCAUGGCCGGGCUCGGCUUGAGUUUCAACACGUCCGAUUUUGGCCUGGAUGGACAGGAUCUCCAGGAGAUGGCGUACGACGACGGGUCGGAGUCCGAGGAGGAGGCGGAAAAGGAAGACGAGCUGGACCCGAUAGAGGCCGAACGGCGGAGGCGGGCCAAGCAGCAGGAUCGCCUCCGACGGUCAGCGGGAGAGCCGGUCAAGCCGGAUGUUUCCGAGGUGCACAAGCUCAAGGACAACUUUUUGGUUAUGCUGCGACAGGUCUUGGCAGAUUAG
Hirsutella rhossiliensis is the source of this 2652-nucleotide messenger RNA. Its product is annotated as PX-associated domain-containing protein. Bases 1 to 2652 code for a protein of 883 amino acids. NCBI's taxonomy places the organism in Eukaryota, Fungi, Ascomycota, Sordariomycetes, Hypocreales, Ophiocordycipitaceae. Gene Ontology annotation, molecular function: phosphatidylinositol binding. The transcript is spliced from 10 exons. The record is from RefSeq and is a predicted model, not a curated record.